Molecule: messenger RNA, 486 nt
Organism: Encephalitozoon cuniculi GB-M1
Lineage: Eukaryota; Fungi; Microsporidia; Unikaryonidae
Exons: 1
Coding region: 1-486 (161 amino acids)
Source: RefSeq, marked provisional
AUGGAGAAGCUGAGAUUUGAGGAAACGCCUACUAGCCCUAAAGACAUAAGGUCUGGAAACUACAUAAAGAUUGAGGUUAACGGGCAGAUGAAGUCUGCGCAGGUUCUGGAAACAUCUUCUGUGAAGAAUGGGAAGCAUGGGGCAGCUAAGACGACUAUUUCGUCGAAGAUUCUUAGCACUGGAUCGAACCACAAGGGAAUAUACACUGCGAAUGACUCUAUUAUUGUGUGCAGGCCUGAGAAGGUCCAGCUCAAGCUGAUUGACAUCAGUGGAACAAGCAUAACGUUUACCGACAGCAGCGGAUCGUUUGAUUCUGUUGAUGUUGCAGGAAGGAUGAGCUCUGAGGAUGUCAAUAAGAUUGUGCAGACUGUUGAGGGGUCUAAUAGCGAGAGCUUUGAUCUUUCGCUAAGGGUGCUGCCUGACUUCUACAAGCUCGAGUCUGUCAGGCCAUCGUCGGGCGCGGGAGGCACAGCUGCAGGGGGAUGA